This is a messenger RNA of Penicillium maclennaniae, 309 nucleotides long. RefSeq lists its product as uncharacterized. Lineage: Eukaryota; Fungi; Ascomycota; Eurotiomycetes; Eurotiales; Aspergillaceae. The record is from RefSeq and is a predicted model, not a curated record. The annotation marks the transcript as partial. The transcript has 2 exons.
CUCCUGCAAUUUAUCCGCGAAAAUCCACUAGGCCUCUUAAUCACCUGGGAUAAAUCUUCCCAAGACUUCCUACAAUGUACCCACGUUUCCUGCAACAAGUACAACGUCUUCCUCUUCGAGGAUGAUGUCCUAGUAGUCUCCAACGGCAAAUACGACUACUAUGUCACACCUAAAUACUACACCGAGACCAAGCAGGAUACGAGGAAGGUUGUUCCUACAUGGAAUUACUCCGUCGUUCAGGUCUAUGGCAAAUUGCCCUUAUACUAUGACUCGAAGACGCCAAAGGCUGGUUCUUUUCCUCACAAGUAG